Aspergillus aculeatinus CBS 121060 is the source of this 784-nucleotide messenger RNA. RefSeq lists its product as uncharacterized. Bases 265 to 732 code for a protein of 155 amino acids. The record is from RefSeq and is a predicted model, not a curated record. The transcript has a single exon. Lineage: Eukaryota; Fungi; Ascomycota; Eurotiomycetes; Eurotiales; Aspergillaceae.
CUUAAAUACAUUUGAUCCAUAGGUUUUGCAGACGAAUGUACUGUAUCCAUAGGUAACAAUAGCCCGUACGGAGUAGUAUGUGCACCCCUAGAACGGAACCCUAACUCCACCCCGGCCCAGUCGCCGCCAUGGUCAUUGCGGUCCCCAUCCGUGCGAUCGCACAUAUUUCCUUCGCCAAACAUGGAGGUUUGAUCUAGGAUUCGAGGGCGGUCCUUGAUUCUGUGGAGAUCACCUCCGAGCAAGAGAGACAUAUCACACGGCUUCAUGGGAUCGAGCGUUGGAUUGGGUAUUGAUGGGACAUCCGGGGCCGGACCCUCCAAGGAUGUAAAGUCACUGUUACUCGCCCUGGAUACUCCAACAGAACACAGAGAGCCAGCUGGAUUCUCCUCAACUACCCCUCCCUCGAGGACCCGUCGUAGAUCUGUCGGGGACUUUUCAAAGUUUGGAUCGACACCAGCGUCUAUGCAAGAAGCCCUGGUAGAAGAUUACAGAAUGCAAAUGUCGAUCCCCUGGAGAGUCUCUUAUCGUCUCGGGAGGUGCAGUUUCACGUGGAAGACACACAAUGCCGAUUCAAGCGGAUACUGCAGACCCGGGAGUGGGCCAGGGUCCAGGCAGAUUUUAUCUCCACAGAUCCCGGGAGUCGCACCUCAGAGUGGCUUGGCUUCCAGAACUGGGUGCACGUGGGGCUUGCUGAUGGGACUGAACCCCGCAUGUGGCCUGAAGAUAUGCUAGGUGAGCCGAACGCGGCCUCCUUCAGCCUCGACGCGCCUUUGGUUCGUGAUGA